Molecule: messenger RNA, 738 nt
Organism: Fimicolochytrium jonesii
Lineage: Eukaryota; Fungi; Chytridiomycota; Chytridiomycetes; Spizellomycetales; Powellomycetaceae
Exons: 5
Coding region: 1-738 (245 amino acids)
Biological process (GO): positive regulation of mRNA splicing, via spliceosome
Cellular component (GO): spliceosomal complex
Molecular function (GO): RNA binding
Source: RefSeq, a predicted model, not a curated record
AUGGACGACCGCGAGCGACCCCACAGCGACGACCGGGAACACAUCCCCGUCGACGACCGAGCUGACCGCCCACCCCGAUCUGCUGAAGAAAGGGACAGGGCGAGAUCGCGUUCCCCGGCUGCAAGGUCGCCCAACCGUGGUGGUUCUCCUCGCCGUGGUGGUUCCCCGCCCCCGCGCAGCUACGACGAUAGGAGGGAUGACGGUAGAAGGGAACGUUCCGACCGUGGUGACGACGGUGAAGUCAACCCCGGCAGUAACCUUUACGUUGCCAAUCUCAGUCUGCGCACACGUGAGAGGGACCUUGAGAAGCUUUUCCAAGAGUACGGCAAGGUCUCCAAGACCGAAGUCAUGUACGACCCUCACAGCAAGGAAUCCCGCGGUUUCGCUUUUGUCUGUUUUGCCAACGCUCAGGAUGCCGACAACGCUCGUGCCGCUUUGAGCGGGAAGGUCGAGCUCGACGGAAAAGUGAUCACUGUCGAAUUGGCCAAGCGUGGUAGCGCCCGGACCCCUACCCCAGGCCGUUACUACGGACCUCCCUACCGACACGACGACAGGGACCGCCGUGGCGGAGGUGACAGGUACAGGUCCGACCGCUACGACGACCGUCGAGGAGGAGGCGACCGAUUCCGCUCCGAUAGGUACGACGACCGUCGCCGCGACCGCUACGACGACCGCGGUGCCGACCGAUACAGGUCCGACCGCUACGACGACCGGCGCGACCGGGACCGCCGCUACUAA